Gloeophyllum trabeum ATCC 11539 is the source of this 180-nucleotide messenger RNA. RefSeq lists its product as uncharacterized. NCBI's taxonomy places the organism in Eukaryota, Fungi, Basidiomycota, Agaricomycetes, Gloeophyllales, Gloeophyllaceae. The record is from RefSeq and is a predicted model, not a curated record. The transcript has a single exon. The annotation marks the transcript as partial.
GCCCCGGGCCUGCAGGGCCUGGCUCGGGCUUCGGACAACCCAAGCCAGGCCCUGUCCUCGGGCUUGAGUAGGGCUUUGGCCUGGCUCGGGCCUGCUGAAAUAGGGCCUGGCCUGGCCUGGCUCAGGCUUGAAGCCAGGCCGGGCACAACACUAAGCCUAGCGAGCUCUUUAAGAGUCUAG